AUGGAAUCAAAGAACACCACCACCACUGUGACAGAAUUUGUCCUGUUGGGCCUGACACAGAGCCACAAGGUGCAGUAUUUUCUCUAUGUGAUCUUCUUUCUCAUCUAUGUGAUGACCUGGCUGCUGAACUUCACCAUCAUGGCCACCGUGGCUGUGGACCACCACCUCCACACCCCCAUGUACUUUCUCCUGGCCAACCUCGCCUUCCUUGACAUCAGUGACUCCUCAGUCAACACUCCCAAGCUGCUGUCAGGCCUCCUCACCCAGCACAAAGUCAUCUCCUUCCACCAGUGUUUCCUCCAGAUGUUCUUCUUCCAUUUCAUUGCAGGUGCAAUGGCAUUUCUGCUCCUGGGGAUGAUGGUGGAUCGCUACGUGGCCAUCUGUGAGCCCCUGCGCUACCUGUCCAUCAUGAGCUGGAGCACCUGCACAGGCCUGGUGGCAGCUGCAUGGCUGGGUGGAUUUCUUCAUUCCAUUACACAAACUGGCCUUCUCCUGCAGCUGCCAUUCUGUGGCCCAAAUGUACUGGACAAUUUCUACUGUGACAUCCCCCAGGUCAUCAAACUGGCCUGCACUGACACUCGCAGGGCUGAGCUGCAGAUGGUGUUUAACAGUGGAAUGAUCCUCAUCAGCCUUUUUGUGAUCUUGAUUAUUUCUUACAUUGUCAUCUUGCUGAAGAUAAGGACGUGCAUCACGGAAGGGAAGAGAAAAGCUCUGUCCACCUGUGGAACACAGAUAACUGUUGUGAGCUUAAUAUUCAUCCCCUGCAUCCUCACCUAUGCCCAGCCUUAUAAGAAAUCCCCUGGGGACAAGGUGGUCUCUGUUGUUUUCACUGUGGUCACCCCAAUGCUAAACCCAAUGAUCUACACACUCAGAAACACUGAGAUGAAAAAGGCCACCAGGAGAACGCUGGGGAAAAUAUUUCUGUCAGCAGGAAAGCAGAAACUGGAGCGGACAGCAGAUCCAAAGUCAUCAAAUCUGGUGUUCCCAUGACAAAACUGUGUUCAUCACUGAUAUUCCUGUAUAAAAGAAUAUAGGGUGCCCCUGACUCUGGGGAUGAUUGGUAUUUGACUCUAUUGAUUCAGAGUGCUGAACAAUUGCUUUA
Melozone crissalis (California towhee) is the source of this 1102-nucleotide messenger RNA. Its product is annotated as olfactory receptor 4D9-like. Gene Ontology annotation, molecular function: olfactory receptor activity; G protein-coupled receptor activity. Gene Ontology annotation, cellular component: membrane. The coding region runs from base 1 to 990 and encodes 329 amino acids. Gene Ontology annotation, biological process: G protein-coupled receptor signaling pathway. The transcript has a single exon. Lineage: Eukaryota; Metazoa; Chordata; Aves; Passeriformes; Passerellidae. The record is from RefSeq and is a predicted model, not a curated record.